This is a messenger RNA of Aureobasidium melanogenum CBS 110374, 1575 nucleotides long. RefSeq lists its product as uncharacterized. NCBI's taxonomy places the organism in Eukaryota, Fungi, Ascomycota, Dothideomycetes, Dothideales, Saccotheciaceae. The record is from RefSeq and is a predicted model, not a curated record. The coding region runs from base 1 to 1575 and encodes 524 amino acids. The transcript has a single exon.
AUGGCUCUUUCUCCUCAGCAUCAAGGCGCCAUUGGCUUUGACACACUACCGCCUGAGAUACAGCAAGAGAUCUGCAACUACCUUGCUGGUGACAGAGCUUCACUCUUCGCUGCCAUUAGGGUGAGUAGAGCCUGCUACAACUGUUGCAUUGGCAUGCUAUGGCGCAACUCCACCCAAAAAGGGCUGGCCAAAGCCUCAACACAUGCUCGACGACAAUACUAUGCCAACAUGAUCUACGAUUGGAACCUGAAUCACGGUCGCGCCUGGAAGAUGUUCGAUCGACUUGAAUUUCCCUUACUCGAAAGUAUCACCUUCUCGGGAGGCGGUCUUUCGAAUGUGCAACUACGUCGCUGUUUAGAGAUGGGGCUGCAGACGCUACGCUAUAAUCGGUGUGAGUUUGACGCAACUAUCUUGGAGCUGAUCGCAACGUACUGCACGCAGCUUCGGGAACUCGAAGUAACAUUCCCAACCACGCACAAGAUCACCCCCAGUCAAUUUACAAAAUUUGUGCAGAGUUUUUCAGAUCUACAGUGUCUUCGACUGCAUGGUAUACGGAGGUACAUUAUGAAUGAAGUGUUCAAAUGGCAGAGUCCUUUGGUCGCUCAACUCGAAGAAUUAGCCCUGACAGGAUAUUGGGAUUCGAAUGAUUAUUAUCCAACCACCGUUGCGGAAUGCCUGUUUCGCAACAAUUUCCUCGAACGCUGCACCGGCUUGCGCGAGCUUCGUGUGGAUGGCGGUGAAGGAUUUUCUGUGCGCACCUUUGCUCGGUUGUCAUCUUUCGACUCGCUCGAAGUUUUCUACAUCGACGGAUGGAUUGAUGACAUUGUUGCUGACCAGCUCGAAGCGCAGUUUUUCUACAAGCACAACCCAUAUCCAUUCCCAAGUCUUCGAGAGUUUUCUAUGCAAGGCGUGUCUCUGGCGGUCAACGCUCUUCUAUCCAGCGCUCCUCGUACUCUACUUAAGCUGAGCCUUGAAGUCGAUGAUGGUGGUGCCGGUAUUCGCUCAACGAUUAGCCGCCUUUCGAAUCUUGUCAGCCUGAGCGUCACUUUCAGUUUCUUCGGAGAAGUCUUUCGGGAAGAUCUGGACUGUAUCUCGGCCCUGUCAAACCUACAGGAGCUUCGUAUCGACAAGAAAGCGGUCAAUAACCCCGGUUUUGUGUCUAUUAACUGCUCCUGGCUCACAGAUCAAUACUUUCGAAGCUGGAUUGCAAAGCUCCGUCAGCUUCGCAUCUUGCGUUUGGCGCUUUCUGGCUUUCCGUCCGCCUCAAUCACCCAGGCUUGUCUACAGUCCCUUUCUGACAGCUGUCCAUUGUUAGCUGAUUGUCAACUCAUGUGGGAACAUGAUCUGAAUGUAUGGACAAGCCUUGAAGCGCCUUUGUUUCCCAAUCUCGAAGUUUUCCACCUCGGACAAGUCAAGGAUCAUGGCCACAACCAAGGUAAAGCAGCGAUCGACAAGGUUGCUACAAGAGACGUGAAGGUGAUUCAGAACCUUGCUCCUAGCCUCAGAAGGUUCUUCAUCGAAUCUGUACGCCCGCACGAGAAGGCUCUGAUGACUAUCUUCAAGGCAGGCGUUUGA